GCGAAGAUCCCAUCGUCCUUUGGAGACAGAAUAGAGAGAGAGGCUAUAAAAAAAUUGGAUGGAGAAGUCAAUGGAGAUGGGAAGUGCAUCAGAAGUCAAAGGGCAGAAGGGCCGAAUGCUCGGAGCAGGACAGAAGACAACAGUUCAGGUCCGGUCAUGGAAGGAGUAGUGGGAGCCUCCAACAUGUCAUGAAUGCUUACAUUAACUAGUUGUUUGUGGGCAAACCGGAGGUGGUCAGAUCUGGAACGGAUUUGGCCGGGGGGAGCAGUGAGUCGAAUGGCAGGUACAGGACACAAUUCUCCUCCUGGCUCCUCCUGCCUCAAAUUCCCAAGGCAGAUCUGCAAAAGGGAAAGAGGAGUAGAGAGAAAUUGACUCUGUCUCUCUCUCUCUGCAGUGAGUGAUGGGAAGGAGGACUUUUCCAUCACUGCACUAGAGCCGGACGAGCGAUUGUGUGCCUGCGAUUGAAGCAAUAGCUGUUCCUUUCCUUCUUCUGCUUCCUCCUUGUCUACCUGGUGCCCCGUCCCUCUGCCAGCUACCAGCAGAGCAGCAACAGCAGAUGCCCUGUCUGGCCCAUCCUUAAAGAUUACCAGCCGCCCUAAGCUUUGUUGUUUUGUCCAAGAGAACCGAAAAAGUAAAGACAGAUGCGUUCGUAGUGCGGGAGAUUUUAUUCCUGCCACUCCACACGAGCCUGUCUCGAUGCGAAAUUGCGCAAGAGCGAAAAUUUGCGCGGGUUGCUCGCAAACCGAUUGAUUGAUGGAGACGACCGGGGUGGAUGUCUACGAGAAGGAUGAGUAGUAAAAGGUCUCAGCAGCACCAAAUUUCUAGCGAGAUUCCCCUUUCAUAGAACCAAAAGGAGGAGGAAGAGCAAGAGGAGAGGGGAGGAGCAGGAGAGGGAGAAAGUUACAUCUCCUCUGCCUUCAUAGAAGUGCAGUCCAGCGCACCUCACUGCGUCCAUCGCCGCGAUGGACAAGUGGGUGAAGAGAACAGUAUUGAUCGUGGUCAGUUUGAAUAUCUUGCAGCUCUUUGUGUAUCCUCAAUUCUGGAGUUGGACUUCUCUGUCUUGGCCCACAGGUUUCAGUGGCGACAAGGCCUCUGUAGAUGUGGAGGAACCGCAACUCAAGAGCUGGCCCGCCAUUCCCUCUCACAGGCCUUGGACUUUGAAUAAGGAUCUGCAAACUUUUUCGUGUGAGGCCUAUUUCGGCAACGGUUACACAGACGUUGUUCCUCUUUUGAAAGCGCCGAAGAAGUCCAAGAGAUUGAACAACACCGAUGAUCUAUCUGGCUCAUUCCAAUGCAGAUACAACCCCACUCUGCGCACUUCUAUCUGUGAAGGCAAGCAUGUGGUCAUGAAUUUGGACAAAAUCGAAAUGUCCAAGGGUGGGGAGUAUUUGGAAAAGGUCAUUGGACGUGGUGAGGAUGCAGAGCUUCCACAAUUUUCCACAGGCGCGUUUGAGGUUAUGGUAACCCAAGGGUCGCAGAUCCCACCAGCCACUCCUUUGUUCGACAACGGACAAGUAGACUCGCUGAUGCCACAAGGCCAAGUCUCCAGACACACGCUGAGGGAUUUGUUGAAAACAGUUCGGACGGUAGAUGCAUCCACUGUUACCUGCGCCAGAACCGUCGUCGAACCAACCUUGGUUGUCACUAGGUUUGAAUACGCCAACCUGUUUCACACCUCAACAGAUUGGUACAGUGCAUACAGCACGGCCCGAGUUGUGGGCCUCAAGAGCCGACCCCAUCUCAUUUUUCUGGAUGGUCAUUGUAAAUCACCCAUGGACGAUGGCUGGGAAGCUAUGUAUACCACAGUGACCUAUGCAAAGCACUUCACCAGCCCUGUGUGUUUCGAACAUUUGAUCUUCGCUCCCCUGGGUUAUGACGUGCCCCUGUUCAAAAACAUUGCCUCAACCCUGAACUGCAUGGGAAAACCUGCUGAGGAGUUGGCAAAGAAAGCUGACCCGAAUAAGACUUCUAGAGUUCGAGAGUUUGGGGAAUUUGUUGCAGCAAGUUUUGAACCCGAGGGCACGACGCCUUUGGAUGCAGAGGACGCGGAUUCUGCGAAAAUCCCAGAGGUCAGGGUACUUAUGGUGAGGCGUGAGGAUUAUUUGGCUCAUCCUCGCCACAGUGGCAAGCCCCAGACUCGUCUCAGCAACGAGUUGGAAGUUCUUGAGGCUCUGAGGAGUUGGGCGAAGGAAAGGUCUAGCACCUACUUUGAGGACAACCAGUCACUGCUAAAUGUGACAGUGAUCAACGGAGUGCUUGCACACAUGACUUUGGACCAACAAAUGAAGGCCGUGAGGGGAGCGGAUGUUCUCGUUGGAGCUCACGGUGCGGGACUGACGCAUCUCGUUUUUGCCAAGCCCACAGCUGCAGUUUUGGAAAUCUCGUCUCCAACUUACAGGAGGCCCCACUUUCAAACCAUGUCAUACUGGCAAGGAAGGGACUACCACAUCAUAAACAUGGACGGCAGCUACGCAGAUACCAUCCAGGUUCGGAGGGUUAUGGAUCAGAUACUGAAGGAUAUUUCUGCGAAGAAGUUAUCUUCAUAGUCGAGAAAAGAAAAAUAACAGGUUAAUCUGCUCUUCGCUUGCCUGGGUGUAAGCAUAUCUCUGAUUCAUUAACGUGGAAUUAUCGGACUGCUGGAAAUCGAUAAUCCUGUGGUGUCCAGCCCAGCUGUACUUUCAUCUCUCUGAUGCCAGUGCAAGGGAUUCCAAGGAGAUCCUGUUGGAACUUCAAUCUCAUAUAAGUUUUCUUAAAAUUUUUGUUCAAAUCUUUUGAGUUGGCCUAGUUGACAAGCAAUUACGAACAGGAGCUUCAGGUUCUGUAGACAGGACCUGAAUGUGAGUGCCGGAGUCGUAUGAGUGGACUGAUGAGACAGCUAUAUGAAAGGUGACGCAUUACUGGUCUGUAGAUCAGAGCCAGGUCUCAUUAGAUUCCUAUCAAUGAGCUGAGGUUUCACGCAUACUAGAUGGAUUAGGAAGAAUCCUCUUUGCAUUGAGCAUCACACCAUAUUCAAAUUCUUUUGGUUCUGCCUCAAUAUAUUGAGAUCAGCACACAAUUCGCAAUUCAUGUGAUUAUCAAG
Messenger RNA from Marchantia polymorpha subsp. ruderalis, 3079 nucleotides. The record is from the annotation of a GenBank genome assembly. NCBI's taxonomy places the organism in Eukaryota, Viridiplantae, Streptophyta, Marchantiopsida, Marchantiales, Marchantiaceae.